Molecule: messenger RNA, 2868 nt
Organism: Pistacia vera
Lineage: Eukaryota; Viridiplantae; Streptophyta; Magnoliopsida; Sapindales; Anacardiaceae
Product: protein STRUBBELIG-like
Exons: 17
Coding region: 287-2485 (732 amino acids)
Biological process (GO): protein phosphorylation
Molecular function (GO): protein binding; protein kinase activity; ATP binding
Source: RefSeq, a predicted model, not a curated record
UCACUCGCUCGACAGUCGACACGGAGCCCAAUCAAGCUCACUCCAACAGACAAACUCUGAUGCUACAAAUUCUAAACCCAGAUUUCAAAAGCUCUUAAACAUUUUUGUUUUACUAUUUAUUCUAUUCUCUUUCCGUCCUCUUUCAGAAUCCUUUCAUUUCAUUUCCCUCACUUUUCUCUUUAUGCCUUGAAAACAAAACAUCUUUCAACUUGUUGUCCUGUUCUCUGCUUCCGGGAAAACACGCCGGAAAAGAGAAGUGGGUUCUCUGAAGUUGAGUUCAGCCGUAAUGGGUUGUGUGAAUUAUGGUGUUUGUGUUGGCUUCGGGGUGGUGGUGUUCACUGCUUUAACGGCGCCGUUUUGUGCUGGGUUGACUGACCCUCGUGAUGUUGCGGCAAUAAAUAGCUUAUAUGUUGCACUUGACUUCCCACCUCUUGAUAAAUGGCUUCCUCUUGGAGGAGACCCAUGUGGAGAUUCAUGGCAAGGUGUCUUAUGUGUUUUCUCAAAUGUGACAGAAAUAAGACUCAAUGGAAUGAAUUUGGGAGGAACUUUGGUGGAUAGCUUGGGGGACUUCAAAUCAAUAAUAGUUUUAGAUUUGAGCAAUAAUCAUAUUGGAGGGAGUAUUCCAAACAACUUGCCCCUCACCAUAAGGAACUUUUCUCUUUCAGGUAAUCAGUUCACUGGAAGCAUCCCAGAAUCAUUGGCCCUGUUAUCUCAGUUGUUGGAUUUGUCGUUGGGGAAUAACCAUAUGACCGGAGGCAUACCUGAUGCCUUUCAACAGCUUACGGGUUUGAUAAAUUUGGAUCUGUCAGCUAACAAUUUGAGUGGUCAACUGCCUCCCUCAACGGUGGAUUUGUCAUCUCUCAACACAUUGCACCUGCAGAACAACACACUUUCUGGGCUCCUUGAUGUUCUACAGGACCUUCACCUAACUGAUUUGAAUAUUGAGAAUAAUUUGUUCUCAGGGCCUAUCCCCACGAAGUUACUUGCAAUUCCAAAUUUCAGAAAAGGUGGAAAUCCCUUUAAUACAACUAUUAUUCCAUCACCCUCGACUGCACUAUCUCCAUCUAUAGCUUGGGCACCAUCUCCUGGUUAUGCACCUGGGAAUCUGGCAGAUGUACCUUCUAUUUCUAUAGCACCGAAGUUCAGAAGUUCAAGAAAAUUUUGGACAACAAAGGGAGUCAUUGGGAUUUCCAUUACAGGGGCUGCAAUACUUUUUGUGUUAGGAGCUUGUCUCUUUGUCUGCAGAUACUGCAGAGAUAGGAAAGUGAAGAAAGAUUCUGAGAGGAAUGAUGUGGGUGCAUAUAAAGCCCCUGGGGAGAACCCUAACAACAGUAAAUCUUCAUUACAGCCAAGUCUUCCAGUGGAGAAAGGUAGCUAUACUGUGGAGAAAGUCUCAAUUCAACCAGUCUCUAAAGAGCCAAUCAUGAAACCUCAAGAUGGAUAUGGAGUGGACAAUAGAAGAACAGGAAUAAAUCCAAAGCCACAGGAUGAACAGCUGCCACCACCUCCUUUUCCAUUACCUCUUGUUGAGAAGGUUACUGUAAAACCACUUGCACCUGCAGAAGUAACAAGAAGUGAUCAUCCUUCUACAAGCCUGAACUCUGGUUCAACUAUUCCUUUCACCAUUGCAACACUUCAGCAGUGUACAAAUAGUUUCUCUGAAGAAAAUUUUAUAGGAGAAGGCAUGCUUGGCAGUGUAUAUAUAGCUGAGCUUCCAGAUGGGAAGCUAGUUGCAGUCAAGAAAGUAGGAAUUACAGCUUCUCGUCAGCAGAGUGAUGAUGAAUUUCUUGGUUUAGUGUCUAGGAUCUCUAAACUUCAACAUCCUAAUAUUGUGAAUCUUGUUGGUUACUGUAACGAGCAUAGACAACAUCUGCUUGUGUACGAGUAUUGUGGAAAUGGAACACUUCAUGAUUUACUGCAUGUGGAUGAAGAGAACCAUAAAAAACUUUCAUGGAAUAUGCGCAUCCGGAUGGCACUGGGAGCUGCUAGAGCCCUACAGUAUCUACAUGAAGGAUGUCAGCCACCCAUUGUGCAUCGGAAUUUCAAGUCUGCCAAUAUUCUCCUUGAUGAGAAGCUUGCUGUGCAUGUAUCAGACUGUGGUUUAGAUUUGCUAUUAUCUGGCUCCACAACUGAGUUUUCAGGACGCUAUGCUAAUGGUUAUGGUGCUCCUGAAUUGGAGUCUGGAAGUUACACAUGCCAGAGUGAUGUUUAUAGCCUUGGAGUCGUAAUGUUAGAACUUCUCACAGGGCGGAAAUCCUAUGACAGGUCACGGCCCCGAGGGGAGCAUUCUUUGGUUAGAUGGGCAAUUCCUCAGCUUCAUGAUAUUGAUGCGCUAUCAAAAAUGGUUGACCCUUCUCUAAAUGGAGCAUAUCCAGUCAAGUCAUUAUCUCGUUUUGCCGAUAUAAUAUCCCGAUGUGUACAGUGGGAGCCAGGAUUCAGACCACCGAUGUCUGAAAUUGUCCAGGACCUCUUACAAAUGAUUUAGAAUGGAACCCCAAGCAAGUUUUCGUUUGAGAAGUGUAACAUAAUUAGGAAAUGAGACAGAAGAUGUUAGUUUGGUUCUUGAUUGGUAACUCCCUGGAGAGGAAAUUUUUUUUUAAUGCAGCUGCUCACCUGAAGUGGCUUUCAACCAUAUCGUCUACGAAUCAAAGGUAACUUAGCCAAAUAUUUUCGUAGGCAUCACUUGAUUUGGCUAUUCUUCUCUGUGGGAAGUGAUAACACAAUUAUUUAAUUUAUUUUUCCUGUGAAUAUCUCUAGCCAAUGCAACCAUUUAUUGUUUAAAUGAUGAUGCUACAAAUUGGUGUACAAUUUCAAUACAACUAUGUGACUUGGUUAUGGCACAGAUCUGAUCUCUUCGAUUGGAAUCUA